AUGCAAUAUAUAAACGAUUUAUUUUUGCAGAAGCAAGAGUCGCGUACCGUCCAAGUGGACAAGGAAAAGCAUAUCUAUCGCAACCGCAAAGCCCAGGAUGACCUCAUCCAUACGGCCGAAAAACCUGCUGAUCCCAACAAGCCUGACAGCAAGCCCAAAAAAUGGUCGUCAUACGAGUUAGAAGAUUACAAGUGGAUCAACUACGGCGAAGCCAAGAAACUGAGCGAUAAUAUCGCGGCCGUAUUCCAGGAAAAGAAACUGCAGGCCGGGGAUAGAGUGCUGCUUUACGCAAAGACCAGACCAGAAUGGAUGCUUACGGCUAUGGCUUGUUGUAUGCUGGGCCUUGUCAUCACCACCGCUUAUGAUAGUAUGCCACCGGAUGCCGUUCAGCACAUCGUCACGGAAACCGAGCCCAAGGCAAUCUUUACAGAGACAUCGCUUAUGGGCAAUCUGAACAAAGCUUAUACCAAGCUUGACAAGGAGAAGCAACCAAAGUUAGUCCUUUACACUGGCGAGGAAUUCGAAGCACCCGAUGAUCUUGAGACCUUUAAAAAGCAGAAAUCCAAAGAUGUGGAAAUGAUUCAUAUGCACGCUAUUUAUGAAAAAGAUGCCAAGCCUAGCAAAACGAGCACUACGAAGCCUGACGAUCUCGCCCUCAUCAUGUAUACUUCUGGUACUUCCGGUACGCCCAAGGGUGUGGAGCUGACCAACGGCAACAUCAUUGCUGCCAUGGCUGGUGCCGAGGAUAUUUUGCAGGACUUUGUGGAUGUCGAAAAUCACAGUUACAUUGGCUUUUUGCCUUUGGCGCACGUACUCGAGUUUAUUGUGGAGUUCAUUUUCAUCACCAUGGGUAUCCCUAUUGGAUAUGGAACCGCGCGUACAUUGAUGGAUGACUCUGUGUGCGGUCGAGGUGGUAAAGGCAAAGGCAAGGGUGAUUUGAAGGCAUUGAAGCCUACAAUCAUGGCCGGUGUGCCUGCGGUAUGGGAGCGCAUUCGUAAUGGUGUAAUGAAGGAACUGGAUAAGCAGAAUUGGCUCGUGCGUCAAGCGUUCUUAGCUCUGCUUCAGUUGAAGUGGUUAUUGUUGACAUUUUUUGGAAAAGAAAAUGUCAUUACCCAUAUCAUGGACCGCACGGUGUUUGCACCCAUUAGAGCAACCACCGGUGGCAGAUUAAUGUAUGGACUUUCUGGCGGUGCCCCUUUAUCUUAUGAUACCCAUAAAUUUGUCACUUCUGCCGUGUGUUUCUUACUACAAGGUUAUGGCUUAACGGAAUGCUGCGGUUUAGGUGCUAUUACGGUUCCCGCGUUGGGCAUGGUGACAGGGGUGAUAGGUCCUCCUUCGCCUUCUAUCGAGUGCCGAUUGGUGGAUGUGCCUGAAACAGAUUACAAAGCCGAAAACGGAAUCGGAGAACUGUGGGUUCGCGGCCCAUCCUUAAUGCGCGGAUAUUAUAAACGAUCCGAUCUUACCAAGGAAGCCAUUACCGAAGAUGGAUGGUUCAAGACAGGGGACGUUGCACGUGUCAAGGAUGAUGGUACUAUUGCAAUCACGGACCGUGCUAAAAACCUUGUGAAAUUGGCCAAUGGCGAGUAUGUUGCACUCGAAAGUUUGGAAUCCAAAUACAGAAACAACAAAAACAUCAAGAACAUCUGUAUCAUUGCCGACAGCGACAAAGAUCAUAUUGUGGCUGUGGUCGAGCCAAACGAAAAAGGUGCGGACAAGGACAAGCUGCUGAAAGAACUGCAGCAGACCGCCAAGCAAAACGACUGCAACCGAGCCGAAACUGUUCAAGAUAUUCUGAUCAAAGAUGACAAAGAUUGGCAAAGUACGUAUCUUACCACCAGCGGCAAACUGAAACGCAAGGAUCUCCACAAAGACUACAAAGAUGACAUUGAAAAGAUAAACAAACCUAUCAAUGACCCACCGUAUAUGGAUCGGGCUCGUCUCUUUCUUCGUCGCCAUCCUCUCAUCGACACUCACAAUGACCUUCCCAUGAUGCUGGCAUUUGAAGAGAACGGGAAGAUUAAUCACCUGGACUUCAAUCACUUGGAAGGUCAUACUGAUAUCGAAAGGCUGCACAGAGGUCACUUGACGGGCCAGUUUUGGAGUAUUUAUUACGAUUGUGAAGACACGAGUCAGAAUCAAGUACUUAAAGCGAUGGAAUCCAUCGACGUUACCAAACGUAUGAUCGCUUUGCAUCCCGAUACAUUCCAACUCGUCACCAGCACAAAAGAGUUUCAAGACGCCUAUCUUCACCGUCGUAUCGGAUCAAUGAUGGGCAUGGAAGGCGGUCAAAUGAUUGAUAAUUCGUUGGCUGCUCUUCGUCUUUUCUAUGAUCUUGGUGUUCGCUACAUGACGCCUUUAUUUGGGAAAGGGAAAGGGUUGUCCACGUUCGGCGAAAAGGUGGUGCUAGAAAUGAACCGUCUCGGCAUGAUGGUGGAUAUCUCUCAUGUUGCCCACUCAACUAUGCAUGCUGUCCUGAAUGUUACACGAGCUCCUGUCCUAUUUUCUCAUUCAUCCAGUCAUGCAUUAUGCCCUAUUGAACGUAAUGUACCUGAUGAGGUAUUGAAACGACUGGAUGAAACAGAUGGCGUGGUUCAGAUCAACUUUUACAAUUCCUUUGUGCGUUGCGACAAUCCUGAGGAAGCCACAUUAUCCGACGUGGCAGAUCAUAUAGAGCAUAUCGCUUCGGUAGCAGGCCGUCAUCGUAUAGGCUUGGGUGCGGAUUAUAACGGCAUAGAAAAAACGCCCGUGGGGCUGGAAGACGUAAGCAUGUACCCCUCGCUAUUCGCCGAAUUGAUGCGCCGAGGCUGGACACAAAGGGAGCUUGCUGGUCUGGCCGGAAGAAAUCUGCUGCGUGUGUGGAAAGGCGUGGAAAAUGUCAGCAAAUCCCUGUCCAACCAAUUACCCGAUGAAUCAAAACUGUCGGAUCCUGUUUAUUUGGUUAAAUCGAGCGUAUAA
Messenger RNA from Radiomyces spectabilis, 2955 nucleotides. RefSeq lists its product as uncharacterized. The transcript is spliced from 13 exons. Gene Ontology annotation, cellular component: plasma membrane; endoplasmic reticulum; lipid droplet. Gene Ontology annotation, molecular function: metallodipeptidase activity; long-chain fatty acid-CoA ligase activity. The record is from RefSeq and is a predicted model, not a curated record. Gene Ontology annotation, biological process: proteolysis; long-chain fatty-acyl-CoA metabolic process; long-chain fatty acid metabolic process. The coding region runs from base 1 to 2955 and encodes 984 amino acids. Lineage: Eukaryota; Fungi; Mucoromycota; Mucoromycetes; Mucorales; Radiomycetaceae.